AUGGCUGGCUUCGGCAGCAAGAGCUUGGCCCUGGUUUCCCUGCUGGGGCUCCUGGCGCUGCUCCUCUGCGGCACCUCCGAAGCUCAAAGCAACCAGGAUUGUUGCCUGUCUUACACCAAAGUGCGUCUGCCUCGGUGGGCCCUCAAGGGUUAUACUGAACAGCUCUCCAGUGAAGUCUGUGAUAUCCAUGCGAUCAUUUUCCACACCUACAGGGGGCUGAACGCCUGUGUAAAUCCUAAGGAAGGCUGGGUGAAGAAGCAUCUUCUUUUCCUGAGCCAUAAGCUCAAGAGGAUGUCAAUGUGA
Phaethon lepturus (White-tailed tropicbird) is the source of this 303-nucleotide messenger RNA. It is a transcript of the gene CCL20, whose product is annotated as chemokine (C-C motif) ligand 20. Gene Ontology annotation, cellular component: extracellular region. Gene Ontology annotation, biological process: cellular response to tumor necrosis factor; cellular response to interleukin-1; neutrophil chemotaxis. Gene Ontology annotation, molecular function: CCR chemokine receptor binding; chemokine activity. NCBI's taxonomy places the organism in Eukaryota, Metazoa, Chordata, Aves, Phaethontiformes, Phaethontidae. The coding region runs from base 1 to 303 and encodes 100 amino acids. The record is from RefSeq and is a predicted model, not a curated record. The transcript has 4 exons.